This is a messenger RNA of Botrytis sinoallii, 2454 nucleotides long. RefSeq lists its product as uncharacterized. Gene Ontology annotation, cellular component: membrane; cytoplasm; microtubule. Bases 18 to 2411 code for a protein of 797 amino acids. The record is from RefSeq and is a predicted model, not a curated record. The transcript has 4 exons. Gene Ontology annotation, molecular function: microtubule binding; GTPase activity; GTP binding. Lineage: Eukaryota; Fungi; Ascomycota; Leotiomycetes; Helotiales; Sclerotiniaceae.
GCACGACAUCUUAAAGAAUGGGUACUUUCGAAAGCAGUAAGCUCACCGCUCUCAGAUCAGAAGAGCAACUGAGUCUACUCAAUGAAAUCGACACGCUUCGCCGUUCUGGCAUUAGUGAUCAUGUCUCCUUGCCACAGAUUGCCGUUUGUGGAGAUCAAUCUAGUGGGAAAAGCUCCUGCCUAGAGGCCAUUUCGGGAAUCCCAUUUCCCCGCAAAGAUACCUUGUGUACUCGCUUUGCUACUGAGCUUGUUCUUCGCAAGAGUUCCGUGGAGUCAGUCGUGGUGAAUAUUGUUCCUAGCCAAAAGAGGUCCCAGAAAGAGAGCCAAGAACUCGCCGGCUUUCAGUACACACUUCAUUCUUUUGACAAGUUGCCGGAAUUGAUAAAAUCUGCCAAGAUUGCUCUAGGUCUUGACAAGCCUGGAAGCGGAUUUUCUUCAGACAUACUUCGCAUCGAAAUAUCUGGCCCGACAAGGCCUCAUCUAACAGUCGUUGAUUUACCUGGCUUGAUUCACGCCAAGAAUGAUGACGAGGAUGACGAAAAUGUGGAGGAAGUGGUAUCUGAACUUGUUUACUCAUAUAUGCGCCGUCCAAGAACAAUCAUAUUGGCAGUUGUCUCUGCGCUGAACGAUCGGGCUCUCCAAGCAGUACUAAAGCAAGUCAAAGCAGUGGAUCCACACGGCAGGCGCACUAUGGGCUUAAUCACGAAGCCUGAUACUCUAUUUGAGGACUCCGAGAGCGAAAAAGACUUUGUCAAGCUAGCUUCAAAUGAAGUAACGCAACUCAGACUCGGUUGGCACGUACUGAGGAACCGCGAUUUUAACACGAAACAUGUCACCUCUGUGGAGAGAGACAGGAUAGAGGAAGAGUUUUUCUCCCAAGGAAUUUGGAAAACAUUGCCUCGAGGAAUUUUAGGGGUUGCAAAAUUACGAGAGCGUCUGAGCAGGGUCCUCUUAGACCACAUCAAGUCGGAGCUGCCAGCUCUCAUUCACGAAAUCCAAGACAUCCUGCACGAGUCACAGCAAGCAUUUACAAAACUCGGGGAUCGCCGCGGAAAUGCUGAACAACAACGGUUGUAUCUUUUUAAGCAUAGCCAGCAUUUCACGAACAUCUGCAGAGCUUCAUGUGAUGGUAUAUACGAGGACAAGUUUUUCGGAGAUAUUGCUAGUGAAGAGUUCAAGACCCGCAGAUUCCGAGCUGUUGUUCAAAAUUUGAACCUCGCAUUUGCCGAAAUGGUGCGGAUAGACGGCCAAAAUAUCAAUCUUAGGGGUAUUGGAUUCGAAGGGAAAAGUAUUAAAGCUAUCUCAUGGGUUCGGGAUAUGCUAGUUUCUUCGAGAGGGAGAGAGUUGCCAGGAACUUUCAGUCCGAUGCUGAUUGGAGAUCUGUUCAGAGUGCAAUCGAAACCAUGGGAAAACAUCUCCAAAACCCACCUUCAAGAUAUCUGGGCAAAAGCUCGUGAUCAUUUAGAAGACAUACUUUCUUCUCUCAUGGAUUCAGAGGCAUACAUGGCGUUGCUCAUGCUUUACGUCGAUCCAUUAAUGGAAAAGCUACUCAAGAAAGCCACUGAUGAAUUGGACAGGUUGUUCCGUGAUCGGCAUAGACAUUCCAUAACUUAUAAUCAUUACUUCACUGAAAACGCCCAAAAAAUUUCUGAUGCUCGUAAUCAAAAGAAGCUCUUAGAAGUCUUGGAGAAAAUGUUCCCUUUAGACAACUACAGUCAAGUUCGCACUGGACCGAAGGAUCUCUCGAUCAUAUGCUCUAUGGUGUCAGGAUCUAUACCAGACAUGGAUACGCGUGCUAGCAUUGAGCUUCUUGAUCAUUUGGAAGCGUUUUACAAUGUGGCAAUGAAGACUUUUGUGGACAAUGUAUCUGUCCAGGUCAUAGAGGCAUCAAUCGUGGACAAGCUAGCGGAUGUCUUCAAUCCACUUGCAGUAGCACAGAUGACCAACGAACUUGUUUCACAAAUUGCUGCUGAGUCACAGGAAAACCAGACACAAAGAGAGCAGCUGGAAAAGAAGAUACAUAUUCUAGAGGAAGGCCUAAAGACCUGCAAAUGGCAUGCGGGUCGGUAUGCUUCAGAAGUUACUCUCGAAGACCCUCCGACCCCCGUAAUACAGACACCAAAGUCCCAUGAGCCCUCUGUAGCUGACUUACACGUCUCGAAUGUUUCAAGUGUGAAGGCCGACGUCGAAUCCCACGCAAUCGAUCAGGGAGAAGCGAACAAUCUAGCGGACGAGGCUCCGGCUCAUACAUACGUGGCAAGAAAAGAUGAAGCAAUAAAUAACAUCUCCACGUGGCGAAGCUUGAUAGCGAAGAAAUCCAGGAAGAAGAAAUUUAGGAACAUCGUGCCUGUUGCGCCUGAAGAUGGAGGAAGCUGGGGUUCUGAACUUCUGGAGCCACAACUUUCAAACUAGAUCAGUUCAAUACCAAAUACUACGACACUAUCGCUCAUAUGCU